GUAUUUACAUAAUGACAUCGGCCCAAUAGAGAGUCUGGAGUUUUAUAUUAGUGGAACCUAAAGAGCGGCCUUAACUCCAAAACCUAUCUACAUAUACAUACAUACCACAUAACUCGAUCAUUAAGAAGAGUGGUGAAGGACAGAGAUCUCCAGCACUAUGCCGAGAAAUAAAAAGUCAACGACGGCAACGGGAACGGGAACAACGCCAACAACACGUUCGAUACAAAAACUUUUGAAAAAUUCCAAAACUGCGCCAGAGGAAAAUAAUAAUACCAAGAAGGAGCAGCAGGAAUUGCCAACACCAUUGGAUUCCAAUCAGGCAACGACAUCAGCGUUAACGUCAACGCCAACGUCGACGCAAAGACAAACAGACGGCGGCAGCGAUGAAGUCAUCGAAGAGUUUGAUUUUAGCUCUAACGACCUAAAAGCUCUUGAAGACAGCGACGAAGCGACGUCGUUUGUGGAAGAAAACGUUGAGAGCGGACAAGUUAACGCCGUUGACGAUGUCGAUGCGAACGCAGCAACAGCAACUGAUAACAAAAAUAAAAAGCCAAACAAAAAGCAACAAAUAGAGCCAAGUCCCCCAAAGAAAAAUAAUAAUAAUAAUAAUGUCGAUGAAAACGACAGCAGAACGAAAAAAAAAACUGAAACUGAAAUUAAAGCUGCAGUUGAAGCCGAAGCUGAAGAAGGGGAACUGUUAUCGUUUGAUAACAAUAACAAAGAAAUUGCAACAAUUGCCAUUUCCGCUCCUAGCCCCCCCAGUAAUGAUAUCAGCAACUCAGCGCAAUCAACAAAAACUACGCAGUGUCCACCUAAUUUGGUCUUAAGUGACGACGCGCCAACUGAAGAUACCUAUUGUCCGAUCACACCGCGUUGCAUUGUCGAUGAUAACCAGUCGAGUGACAAAGACGACGUCGACGAGUCCGAAGAUGAGCUUCUGGUGCAGUUUCUCGGUGAAGUGUAUCCCAUUGCCGAGGCGCGGUUGGCGGCACGACGGCAGGCGCGGGCGGAGGCGCGUGAAAUACGGAUGCGGGAAUUGGAGCGCCAACAGAAAGAACAGGAACAGAAUGCCGAUCGUGUAUUUGACAUGCAAAGCGGUAGUGGGAAUGCCAGUAGUAUUGGCGACUCGCACUUCGCAAAUCCCGCACGACUCGUCCAUGGGCUCUUAAACGUGACACGCGCCACAACGUCGCGUCGCAGCAGCGAAGACUCGCUCGAGGAAGAGGGCCGAAGUCUGCGAGACAUUAGGCAUGAGCUUAAAGAUGUUGAGGAGCGCUUCCGGAAAGCGAUGAUCACAAAUGCCCAACUCGACAACGAUCGUGCAUCACAAACAUAUGAGGUGAAGCUGCUAAAGGAUAAAAUUGAGAGCAUGCAGGAGGCAUUCGCACAGCUGCAGCGUGAAUUCAAAGAGAAGACGCGCGAGUGCAAUGCAUUUAAGCGUAAUCUGGACAGGAGCACACUUGAGCUGAAGCUCGUGCAGGGGCAGUUGAAUGAGCGUGACGCUCUUAUAGCAGAACAGGGUCUUGUUAUUGUAGUCAUUGAGAAUGCCGACGGUAGUGAUGCCAAGCGAGCUCUAGUCAGUGUUGAGAAUGCAAACAUAUUGGCUUCGGUCCAGGGGUCUCUAGAUGUAAGACUCAAAAAGUUCAAUGAGGAGAAGCAACAGUUGGUCGCUGAAGUUCAAAAGCUCCACGAACAGUUGGAGUCAUUUAAAACAGAAGGCAAGAUGGGUCGGGGCAGCUCAUCCAAUGGACCCUUCAGUUACGAUGAUGAUUAUGAGGCUCAAAGGGAAGCAAAUAAGAUCAUAUCAGACUAUAAGUAUAAACUGCAAAAGGCUGAACAGGAAGUCGCAAGUCUGCAGGCGAGCUUAGCACGUUCAGAGACACAAGUCAUACGCUACAAGAGCACGGCAGAGGCGGCCGAGAAAGCGGAAGCGGAACUAAAAGUUGAGCGCCGCAAACUGCAACGAGAGACCUUGUUAGUGGCGCAUUUCUGGGACGAAUGUCACUGUCAGUAGAUCGAGCGAUUUGAAUCAAUAUAUACAUAAUAGCUCAUCGGGAAACUUUGGAGCGGCUGGAGGAGGCGGAAACAGCAAAUAAUCAUUUAUUGAAACGUUUGGAUAAAUUGAAGAAUGCAAAGAGCGCAAUUCUGAAGGACUUAUGACCUACAAUAGGCAAUAAUAUUGUGACAGCAACAACAAAACCAUCAAUAGCGACAACAACAACAACAGCAUCGAAAAUGACACUUCAGCAACCACGCGCACUCGCCAUGAGAACAACAUGUGAUGGUCGAGGGGAGAAUGGGCACCACGACGAGGUCAACAAUAAAGGCAGCUGCUCCUAAGGACAUCAAACAAUCGGAUGCCACUGGACGAUGAACUAUAAAAACAACAACAAAGGAACACACAACCAGACUACUCGAAAGCCAAUCAUACUCUCUUUAUAUACAUACAUAUACGCAGACUUAGCUUUGCUUAAAACAAUUUCCAUCAGAAAGUCGCCGCGCACUAAGUGCAAUAAAGCCGCUGGCCAAUUUGGAAAGCGAUUUUUGGGACAUUCGA
Molecule: messenger RNA, 2557 nt
Organism: Scaptodrosophila lebanonensis
Lineage: Eukaryota; Metazoa; Arthropoda; Insecta; Diptera; Drosophilidae
Product: leucine-rich repeat flightless-interacting protein 2
Exons: 7
Coding region: 158-2014 (618 amino acids)
Biological process (GO): regulation of DNA-templated transcription
Source: RefSeq, a predicted model, not a curated record